CCAAUAGUGAGUACGGACUCAAACCUUCAUUGCGCGGUCGUUCCACGGCUUUCGUGCGAAUGUCUCUCCCUCGCCCUCCUCGGCACCACGCGCCGCCGGUCUCAAAAAUUGGCCUGUUUGAGACACACAUUUCGUGAUCACGCCGUUUCAUGACUGACCUUCUUAUUCACCUAUUCAGACCGACUCGCAGCCAAACCUUCAAGGAGUGUUUCGCUCGGGCUGAUGAGACUGCUAUAUCUGCGCUCUCUUUCCUUCGUCGCCGUCGGCUCCCUCGCCUCGCUCGUCACCAUUACAGCAAGUCUUAGCGCUUCCGGUCCGGCUCAAAGCUCGGCCGCCGAAGCGGCCGCGGUGCAGGGGCCACACGGGUCGUACAGUAGCAUCAUCGUCUUUGGCGACUCACUGUCUGACGACGGCUCUGGCGCUUGGGAAUUAACGAAGCAUGCAUGGCCGAGAGAUCCUGCCUAUGACGAGGGACGCUUCUGCAAUGGUCUCGUUUGGGUGGAACAUCUGGCCCGCUGGGUAGGCGGGACGGAGCGGCCGCAGAUGGAGCGUGGGAAGGAGCGAGCGGGGACAAGGAUCCCGUGGCUCGACGAUAGGGCGUUCGGUGGAGCUACGCUGGACAACGCUCGAAAUCAAGGAAGGACUGGAUACCGAAGCGAUGUACCCGUCCCGGCUGUGAAGGAUCAGGUGCAGAGGUACCUCCGCGAGCGUCAAGGAGAGCGACUGAAUGACAGCACUCUGUUCAUCGUCGGAGGAGGCGGGAACGAGUGAGUAGGGUCCUAGCAGCAGGAGAUACGCCGCAGAGCACACUCAGACUGACUCUCGCUGCUUCUGAACUCUAGCGGCUACUUCGCCCACCUGGCGCACCAUGACCUCCAGCGUACCGCCGACGAGUCCGCCUCUCUCCUUCUCACUCAGCUCCGCAUCCUAAUUUCCGCCGGUGGAAGACACUUCCUCGUUCCCGCCCGUCCAGAUCUCUCCCGCUGUCCCUAUGGUCUCGAGGCCCUAAGUGAACACGACCGAGCUGAAUUGAGCCGGUAUGCCUCUGCGCUCUUUCAGGGACUGAAGAGAGGUGUGAAGGAGAUCUUGAGAGAGGA
Microstroma glucosiphilum is the source of this 1097-nucleotide messenger RNA. RefSeq lists its product as hypothetical. The record is from RefSeq and is a predicted model, not a curated record. The coding region runs from base 223 to 771 and encodes 182 amino acids. The transcript has a single exon. Lineage: Eukaryota; Fungi; Basidiomycota; Exobasidiomycetes; Microstromatales; Microstromataceae.